CAUUGGCGCCGCGCGGAGAGGCGGAAUGUUCAACUCCUGACUCCGGCGGAAGCGUGGGAGCUUGCGCCGGCCGCCGUCCCCCGACCCCUGCCCCCGCCCUCGUCGCGCCGGGCCUCUGCGCCCCCCGGCAGCUGCUCGCACCCGGCCCGGGAGCCAGAUUUUGUGGAAGUAUACUACUUUGUCAUUAUGAGAUGUCGUCUCUCGGUACUUCCUUUGUGCAAAUUAAAUUUGAUGACUUGCAGUUUUUUGAAAACUGCGGUGGAGGAAGUUUUGGGAGUGUUUAUCGAGCCAAAUGGAUAUCACAGGACAAGGAGGUGGCUGUAAAGAAGCUGCUCAAAAUAGAGAAAGAGGCAGAAAUACUGAGUGUCCUCAGUCACAGAAACAUCAUCCAGUUUUAUGGAGUAAUUCUUGAACCUCCCAACUAUGGUAUCGUCACAGAAUAUGCUUCUCUGGGAUCACUCUAUGAUUACAUUAAUAGUAACAGAAGUGAGGAGAUGGACAUGGAUCACAUUAUGACCUGGGCCACUGACGUAGCCAAAGGAAUGCACUAUUUACAUAUGGAGGCCCCUGUUAAGGUGAUUCACAGAGAUCUCAAGUCAAGAAAUGUUGUUAUAGCUGCUGAUGGAGUAUUGAAGAUCUGCGAUUUUGGUGCCUCUCGGUUCCAUAACCAUACAACACACAUGUCCUUGGUGGGAACUUUCCCAUGGAUGGCUCCAGAAGUUAUCCAAAGUCUACCUGUGUCUGAAACGUGUGACACUUAUUCCUAUGGUGUGGUUCUCUGGGAGAUGCUAACAAGGGAGGUCCCCUUUAAAGGUUUGGAAGGAUUACAAGUAGCUUGGCUUGUAGUGGAAAAAAACGAGAGACUAACCAUUCCAAGCAGUUGCCCCAGAAGUUUUGCUGAACUGUUACACCAGUGUUGGGAAGCUGAUGCCAAGAAACGGCCAUCCUUCAAGCAAAUCAUUUCUAUUUUGGAGUCCAUGUCCAAUGACACCAGCCUUCCUGACCAGUGUAAUUCGUUCCUGCACCACAAGGCAGAAUGGAGGUGUGAAAUUGAAGCAACCCUUGAGAGACUAAAGAAACUAGAGCGUGAUCUCAGCUUUAAAGAGCAGGAGCUCAAGGAACGGGAAAGACGGUUAAAGAUGUGGGAGCAAAAACUGACAGAGCAGUCUAACACCCCGCUGCUGCCUUCCUUUGAGAUUGGUGCAUGGACUGAAGACGACGUGUAUUUUUGGGUUCAGCAGCUCGUCAGAAAAGGUGACUCUUCAGUGGAGAUGAGUGGCUAUGCAAGUUUGUUUAAGGAAAACAACAUCACAGGCAAGCGACUGCUGCUGCUGGAGGAAGAAGACUUCAAAGACAUGGGCAUCGUCUCCAAAGGACACAUCAUUCAUUUUAAGUCGGCCAUUGAGAAACUAACACAUGAUUAUCUGAACUUUUUUCACUUCCCACCACUAAUUAAGGAUUCAGGAGGUGAACCUGAAGAAAAUGAGGAAAAAAUAGUGAACCUUGAACUUGUUUUUGGUUUUCACUUGAAACCAGGAACUGGCCCACAGGAUUGUAAGUGGAAAAUGUAUAUGGAGAUGGAUGGGGAUGAAAUUGCAAUAACCUACAUAAAAGAUGUGACAUUCAACACUAACCUACCUGAUGCAGAGAUUUUGAAGAUGACAAAGCCACCAUUUGUAAUGGAGAAGUGGAUUGUAGGAAUUGUGAAAAACCUGACCGUGGAGUGCACUGUCACAUAUGAGAAUGAUGUGAGAACUCCAAAAAGCACAAAACAUGUCCAUUCGAUUCAGUGGAGCAGAACCAAGCCUCAGGAUGAGGUGAAAGCUGUCCAGCUCUCCAUCCAGACCGCGCUCCCCAACACAGAGGGCAAUCCUGGCAGCAGGUCCAACUCAAGUGCUGACUGCCACUGGUUAGACACUCUGAGGAUGCGGCAGAUUGCAUCCAACACUUCUCUGCCGUGUUCCCAGAGCAAUCCUAUUCUGGGGUCAUCAUUCUUCCCAUACUUUGACAACCAGGAUUCCUACGCUGCAGCUGUGAGGCGGACCCAGGGGCCCAUUAAGUAUCAACAGAUUACUCCUAUCAACCAGUCCAGAAGCUCCUCCCCAACUCAGUAUGGGCUGACCAAAAACUUCUCCUCUCUGCAUCUCAACUCCAGGGACAGUGGUUUCUCCAGUCUCAACACUGACAGCUCUACAGAGAGGGGCCGCUACUCAGACAGAAACAGGAACAAAUAUGACCGAGGUAGUUCAUCCCUCAAUUCUUCUCCUAGAGGAAGAUACAGUGGGAAAAGUCAGCAUUCCACUCCUUCAAGAGAAAGAUAUUCUGGAAAGUUCUACAGGUUGUCCCAGUCAGCACUUAGUCUUUACCAGUCACCUGACUUCAAGAGAAAACCAAGUGAACUCCGCGUACCCAGAACCAUCCCAGGGAUGCCCUUGCACCCUGAGUCUGACUCCAAAGCCAGUGAAGAGGAAAGCAAAGUGAGCGAAGGAGGAUGGACUAAGGUGGAAUACCGGAAGAAGCCCCACAGGGCCUCCCCUGCCAAGACUAACAAAGAAAGGGCCAGAGGAAACUACCGUGGGCGGAGGAACUUUUGAUGAAUUGACCUAGGCCCAAGUUUUCUGAACAGAUGUUUCUUGCAAAGGAUUUUCAUAACAGGAUGUCUUCAGACUCAGUUACCAAACUCACAACAACUCUUCCACAUUUUGGAUUGGGAAAUACCUUCUAAAUGAAACUACUGCCAAACCAGGGCCAAAAUUAUGGAUGUCGGUUGCCUAGUAGUGGUAACUAGACUUGAAACUCUUGUUGGAGAAGGGGCUCUGCCAUCCCUUUACCCUAAGCACUGACAUUCUGGUUAGCAGGACUGAGACCUGGGAAAGGAAGUGAGGUCAACAAAAAAUCAGAAUUCUAGAUAAAGACAGGAACAGUAAUAUUGAAUUUUUCCUUCUGUUAAAAGCUCCUGCAUGGCUCAGCAAGACACCAUGACUGAUCCUUUAUUUAUUUAAACUUUCGAUUUUUUGUUCAUCUUGAAUUUUUUAUAUUAGUUGCCCAAGGCUCGUGUCUCACUCAUCUCACCCUUGUCUCAGCCCUGCUAGUUAGUAUUUAUUUGAGUAAAAUAUUUGUGUUUCUAUCAUGGUCACAAUUGAACUGGUCUGAUUUGUCCAUUUUAGGUAAUAAAAAAAGCUAUUGAACUUAA
Messenger RNA from Marmota flaviventris (yellow-bellied marmot), 3193 nucleotides. RefSeq names its product mitogen-activated protein kinase kinase kinase 20 (gene Map3k20). Gene Ontology annotation, cellular component: cytoplasm. Gene Ontology annotation, molecular function: ATP binding; MAP kinase kinase kinase activity; protein binding. Gene Ontology annotation, biological process: protein phosphorylation. Lineage: Eukaryota; Metazoa; Chordata; Mammalia; Rodentia; Sciuridae. The record is from RefSeq and is a predicted model, not a curated record.